UUGACAACACGUCUUUAUCACUCUUCCAAAACCCUAGCCGCAGCGGCUGUUAGCUCUAGCUCUUCUACCCCCUUUGUUGCACCGACGAGAAAUAUUGAGAUUUGUUGGCUCAAUUGUCUUUUUCUUCAGUCUUCGUUGAACCUCACAAUUUUUUCUCCACCAUCGAUUCAGUGCGAGGCCAAAACCUGAUGGUGUAUUGUAUUCAUCAGCGACGAAGGGUGCCGCGUUAGGGAUAUGCCUCUCCAUUGAUCCGUGAACGGUGAAGAUAAAAUUGCACUGGUCGGCUAUCAUCAUAGUGGAAUAAAGCUUAUGCUAAGAAUUUGGUGGAAGGAAGAUGCUGAGAAGCAUAGUCAUAAAUUGUAUUAAUUUUUAAUGUUUAUUAAUUGUAUUAUAUUUAUGUAUCUCUUAUAAAUAGCUUCAAUAUAUAGUUGGUUAAAAUGUA
Linum tenue is the source of this 442-nucleotide messenger RNA. The record is from the annotation of a GenBank genome assembly. NCBI's taxonomy places the organism in Eukaryota, Viridiplantae, Streptophyta, Magnoliopsida, Malpighiales, Linaceae.